Messenger RNA from Macrobrachium nipponense, 1323 nucleotides. Its product is annotated as glutamate receptor ionotropic, kainate glr-3-like. Gene Ontology annotation, molecular function: ligand-gated monoatomic ion channel activity. The transcript is spliced from 4 exons. Gene Ontology annotation, cellular component: membrane. The record is from RefSeq and is a predicted model, not a curated record. The coding region runs from base 1 to 1323 and encodes 440 amino acids. NCBI's taxonomy places the organism in Eukaryota, Metazoa, Arthropoda, Malacostraca, Decapoda, Palaemonidae.
AUGGUAAAAGAAUUGUUAGGACCCUGGAAUGCGUCCAUGUUUUUAACCAAAAGUGAUUUGUUCCCGGACCGCUUCAAGACAUUCAAAGGCGAGGUUUUGCACGUGGCAUCUGAUUAUGAUGAUUACCCUUUGGUCUUUGGAGAUGAAAGCGGCUUGGUAGAUGGGACUAACAUCCGAAUCCUGAAUGCCUUGGCAGUGACGCUCAACUUUUCAUUCACAACCACAAAUCGAUCACGAGAUAACAGCUGGGGCGAGUUAAUCAAUGGCACAUGGAUUGGUCUACUUGGAGAAGUCUUCAGCGGCGCCAAAAACAUGACUAUCAAUUACUUUACCGUGGUCGAAAAUCGAGCCAAAGAUUUUGAUUAUACCGCCCCUUACUUCUAUGAGGGCUUUGGGUUUGCGCUUGUCAUACCUCCCCCUCUGCCAAUGUGGAGGAGUCUCUUGUACCCAUUUACAAACUUGGUAUGGACCAGUGUCAUUGCUGCAAUAAUCAUGGUCACACCAACACUCUACCUGUUGGCUGGACUGGCAGAUCCUGACAACAAGAUUUCCCUCAUGAGAGCUUCUUUGACCAUCUUUGGGAGUUUGUUGGUGCAGAACGUCAAAGCCCCGUCAAACAAUGUCGUGCGCCUCAUACUGGCUUUCUGGUGGGUUGGUGGAUUGAUCUUGGUAGUAAGCUACACUUCCAACCUCAUCGCCGUCCUGACAGUUCCAGCUUUCCCGCCAAAAAUCACUACCAUCGAAGGACUUGCAGAGAGCAAUUUCAGGGUCGGCAUGAUAGAUUAUGGCGAAUUUGUCCCCGAGGCCUUGGCUACCACUCAGGACCAGUAUCUGAAAGUUCUUGGGAAAAGGUUGGAUCUGGUUCCUAACUAUGCAUCAUCUGACGUCAGCUACGAUCAAAUGCUGGAUCUACUCUUUGCGGGUACACACUCCAUCACGGAAACUUACUCCUAUCUCAGAAACCUACUGAAGCACAAUGCAAGAGCAAAAGGUAAAACGUACCUCCUUAGAGAACAGAUCUACCCAGGGGCACUCGCUUUUUUCGCAAAAAAGAACACACCAUGGAAGGGAAAAUUCGACGUGGGGAUCCAGAGACUGGUAGAAGCAGGACUGGUGAACAAAUGGUACAACGAUAUCAUGGACGACAACACGGGACAGCUCGUUGUCCAGCCAAGUUCGACCAAGGAGAGGCCUCUGAAUAUUGCUAACCUGCAAGGGGCUUUCCUGAUACUCGCUCUGGGAUUGGCAGUGACCUUCAUCAUUUUCCUAGCAGAGGUAGUGCUUCGCAAAAAGGCCGCCAAAAGAAGUUUUAACUCUGGCUAA